AUGAAAUGGGAAGGCCCUCAACGACUGCCGAAGGUACGUGACUGAUACAUUGUUUUUCAAUUGAAAUCAAUGUCUAAAGUAAUAUCUGCAAAUAAAUUUGAAUUAAGCAAACUUCCACAUAAAUAAAAUUUUCCUUAAACCACACAACAGUAUCGGUAAAUUGAAUUAAAGGUUACAUGUAGCUGGUGCAGUCAACCAUAUCUUAAAGGCUGAUACAAAGCAUGGAGUAUUAAUCAACCUGCACAAAGAAAAAUGACAUUGAAAAACCAGCGGAAUAUUUCAUUGCAUCAACUGUUUUCUGCCUUCGGGGAAACAGAAAUUUGACCAUGUUGGAAAAAAUCUUUUAAAAAUCUCUUGAUGUCCAAGAAGUGCAGUUUAUGACAUUUUUCAUAUUUGUAUUUUCAUCAAGUCCAUACCAACCGAAAGACCCAACCUUGUGCGGCCCACACUGAACAAAAUUGAUGUGGAGGCUUUGAAGAGAGACCUCAAAAAAUUUGAGGAGCAUUAUCCUGUGGGAAUCUCAAGAACACGGACUCAGUGGCUCCAGGAUGUUGACAAACGUUUGGAGUUACCUACUGACUGGGAGUGGCCAUAA
Porites evermanni is the source of this 595-nucleotide messenger RNA. The record is from the annotation of a GenBank genome assembly. Lineage: Eukaryota; Metazoa; Cnidaria; Anthozoa; Scleractinia; Poritidae.